Chlamydomonas reinhardtii is the source of this 2102-nucleotide messenger RNA. RefSeq lists its product as uncharacterized. NCBI's taxonomy places the organism in Eukaryota, Viridiplantae, Chlorophyta, Chlorophyceae, Chlamydomonadales, Chlamydomonadaceae. Bases 46 to 1377 code for a protein of 443 amino acids. The record is from RefSeq and is a predicted model, not a curated record. The transcript has 3 exons.
GAGGGCAGCAGCCGGGAGCAGCAGCUGACGCAGGAGCUGGAGCAGAUGCAACACCUGCUGGCAGACGUGGAGGCCACCGUGCGAAAGCUGGAGACGGAGGCGGCGAGACUGGCAGAGCAGGUGGCGCAGCUACUGCUGCAAGGAGCCGCGGAUGCAGAGCACAUGGCCCGGUUGCACAGUGAAGUUGCUGGGCUGCAGGCAAGCCUGCAAGAGGCUGGCGCUGCCUGGGUGGAGGCAGAGGAGCGGGCCGCCGUCGGUGACGCGGUGGCGGAGGCAGCGCGGCAGGAGCUGGCUGCCUUGCGUCAGCAGGUGGAGCAGCUCUGUGAAGAGCUGUCUGCUGCCAUUGAGCAGCGGGACAGCGAGAGUGCUGCCAAAACAGGGGCGCAAGAAGCCGCAUCUAGAGCCGAGGCAGCAGCUGCAGCAGUGCAGCAGGAGGCGGGUACCCUGCGUGAACAGGUCGCAAGCCUGCAGCAGCAGCUGGCAGCAGCGGAGGCGCAUGCUGGCGAGUCACUGCAGCGGCUUCAGGCGGUGGCGGCUGACCUUGACAAACAGCUCUGCUCUGAGCAGGAGCUGACGUCGGCGCUGCAGCAGCAGGCAGACGCUUUGGCUGCGGAGCUGGCGGCUGCGAAGGCCUUGGCGGAGCAGCUGGAGUCGGAGCUUGCAACGGCUCGGGCAGAAGUGGCGGUGGCGGUCGAGCGGGCUCAGGACCUUGAGACAGCGGCAUCCAUGGCGGCAAACCAGGAGGCUGCCGACGUCAGGGGCGUGCAUGCGCUGGCUGACCAGCAGGCAGCGGAGCUGGGCGCCACCCACAGCGGCUGGGUGCAUGAGUGUGAAAUGCUGCGCGGCAUGAUUGUGGAGCGUGAAGCGCAGAUCUCGCAGCUCCAGGCUGAGCUGGAGGCAACGUCGCAGGGCGUCCUGCUGCAAGCUGCUGACGCCCCCCAGCCACCGCAACUGGCGGGACCCCACCAGGACCAGGACCAGGGAGACGCAGCUGCCGACAGCCCGCACACUCCGGCCCGGAAGCAGGUUGCUGUAGCCAACAGCAACGAGGAGCAACAGCAGCUGCAGCUGCAGGACGCAGCGCUGCAGCAGCUGGUGGCCGACUGCGCCACGCUGCGGGAGCAGCGGGAUGCAGCGCUGGCGCAGCUGGCGGCAGCGGCUGCGGCCCUGGACGUCGCCGAGGUGGGCGCGCGGGAACUAAUGAUGGACAAGGAGCAGCUAGAGGUGUGCAUGGCCAGGGAGAGCUGCCGUGGAUGCAGCGCCAGCAGCAGCCCCGGUCCAAAGCAGACGAGGCGGAGGUCACGGCGGCUGCACUCGUCACGCCAAUGGGCAAGGGCGCGUCAGCCUGUGCCGCGACACAGACCUCCCGCAGCAUGACACCGGCGGCAGCGACAGUAGCAGCCGCAACCACGCCUGUGCCUGCUGCCGCUGCUGGCACGCCCUUUACACCGGCGUCAGCGGCCUCGCCUGCGGCGUCCAUAUCUGCGGCACUUGCGGCAGCGUUGGGUGGCGCCUCGCCACUGGACGUGGCCCGGCUGCAGGGCCAGGUGGUAGAACUGACGUCGCGACUGCUGAGGGCGCAGCGGGAGGCAGCGGAGGCAGAGGUCAGGGCUCAGGAGCAGCAGCGGGUGGCGGCGGCUGAGGCGGCGGCUGAGGCAAUGGUUGGCAUGGCGGCACUGAGCGGGGAGCUGUGCGAUGCACGGGAGCAGGAGGAGGGCGUGCGGGCAGAGCUGCAGGCGGUGCUCCAGGCGCAGAGCGUGCUGAGUCAGCAGCUGGCCACAGCGCAAGAGCAGUUGGUUGCUGCCGCUGAAGCUUAGCACUGAUGUCGCCACAGAGCCGCCUGCAUGCUGCUCCGUUGGGACACAGGCGGACGCUGAGGAGCCCCCGCAGGCCCGCUGCGACCGCGAAGCCCAAACGGAAAUCAAUUUGUUGCCACGUGCCGCAGCGGAAACGCAGACGGAGCACCUCGCAGCUACCGCCAGCGGAUGCACACAGACGUCUCAGCGGUGCCGAGCUGAGCUUUCGCAGCGGCAGCUACCUUGCCCGACUGCAUGAAUUCUGGAUCAGCGAUGCCGAGACGGAAGCCCUCACACCCAGCCUCU